CGGUCAUUUGUCAGCUUUCUGGACACACAGACAGAGACAGACAGGAUGGAUUUCCUCCGGCUACGUCUCCCUGGGCUGCAUCAGGCCUUGCGGGGAGCACUGGAUUCCCUCAGCUUCUUUGUCUCCUACCUUAUGGGAGCUGAGGUCCCCACUGCAGAGAGGAAGGAGGCGAGGGCAGCUGAGGAGCUGGGGGAGGUGGCUGCAGGAAGGCCAGGGAAGCCUGAAGAGAAGGAAGCCCAGGAGGCCUUGGAGGGCCUUGGAGGCAGCCCAAAUCAGGAGGCUGGAGGGCUGAGAGGGCCCGGGGAGGCUGGAAGACGCCAGGAGGGAAGUUCAGCAACAGAACAGACCUGGGGUUGGGAAGAAGGCAGUUCCCAUGGGUCUCAGGCAGACAGGCAGGACACUGGGGUCUGGGAGGCAGCCGAGGCUGCCAGGUGCCAGGAGCCAAGGGCCCACUUAGAGGCCAGAAAGGAGUCCAAGGCAGGGUCUGAGGCUGGUCGAGACAAUAGCAGUCAAGCCCCGGAGAGUCAAGGGCCCAAUGAGCAGGAAGUGAACAGAGAGGAGACACCGAGAACCUGGGAACAGGAGGAGGAGGCGGAAGAGGGCAGGGAAAGAAAACCAGAGGUGGCCAGGAAGGUGGAGUCAGAGUGGACCUGGCACUGGGAGCCUGAGGGGGAGGUAGGUGCUGAUGGACAAAAGGUAGCAGGGGACAGCAGGGGGUCGUUAGAGCAAACGGUCAGGGAGGCAGUUGCAGAGGAGAUCCAGGGGUCUGGAGCCAAAGAGACCGGGAAGGAAGAAGAGGUGAUGGGGGUCCUAAGGGGUAGCCAAAGCACAAGGGCACAGGAAGCAUGGGAGUCAGGGACAGAAUCUGAGGAUGGGACAACCUCAGGCAGGGAGGAGGAUGGGACAGCCUCAGGCAGGGAGGAGGACAGCAAGGCCUCAGACAGGUCAGGCAGGGAGGAGGACGGGACAACCUCAGGCAAGGAGGAGGACAGCACAGCCUCAGGCAGGGAGGAGGACGGGACAGCCUCAGUCAGGGAGAAGGAGGAGGAGGAUAGAACAGCCUCAGGCAGGGAGGAGGCUGGAAUAACUUUAGUCAGGGUAGAGGCCAGGACAACCUCAGUUGGGAAGGAGGGUGACCUCUCAGGAGCCAGGAAGAGAGAAUAUGGGGAAGUCUCAGGAGAAAGGAUCUCAGAGGGCACUGGGAGGGCCUGGGCAUUCGAGGAGGCCUCCAGGGGAGACCAGGAGGAAGAAAUGGAUGAGAAUAGAGAGGCUGAGAUGAGCUUUUCCCCCAAAGAAACCCAGUCCCUGGGAACUAAGGGCACAGAAGAAGCAACUAAGGACCAGACAGCAGCGGGGGAGGCUGCAGAAGGCCAUGGGUCAGAGGGGGAGGUAGGGGAGGGCUUUGAGAUCCAAGCAGAUGAGGAAGGGAAAGAGGCUGAGGGGAGGCAAGCCUCAGCGAUCAGGACUGUUCCAGCCAGUCCGGAGGAGGUGGUGGAGGCAGAGAAGACCAAAGAGGAGGAAGAGGUUUUCUGGGCCUCAGAGGCUGAGUUGCCCAAGGACGACGUGACAAAUGAGGCUGAAGGGGAUGCUGACCUGGAAGCAACCCUAGAGACCAGCAGUCCUGAGAAGGAGUUCGGCGGGGAGAGGAGUGAGGGGGAGGCUCAGACAGGCGGAGAAGCACAGGGGGUGGAGUGGGGUGGCCUUGAGCACGAAAUCACUGAAGGCCAAGAACCUGAGCUGAUGGCAGGCCCCCAGACCCUGACAGAGCAGCCUGAGGAAGGACAGGGGGGUGAGGAAGAGCUCUGGGGUGUUUCAGCUCUGAGCAAAGAGGAGAUGGAAGGGAGCCUGGAGGAAUACCCCAGGAAAGUGGGAGAUGUAAAGCCUGAUGCCCCUGGGGCAGAAGUCUGGGAGAACCAGAGAAGGGAUGUGGAGGGAGGGGAUACCCAGGAAGAAAAAGCAGAUACUGAAGAGGGGGAGGAGGAGGCUGCAGGAGGCCAGGCCCCGAAGGAGGCCCAGGGAGGCCGAGAGUCUGCACUCCCAGAUGUCCCGGAGGCAGGCGGGGAGUGGAAGAAAGCCCAAGAUGCAGGGUACGGGGCAGAGGAGGGAGACACCCCUGGAGCAGAGAGCCAGGAGCUGGGUGGAAGGCAUGGGGCAGACGCAGGGACAGGUCAGUCGCUGGGAGAGUCAGAUGCUAGAGAAACCGAGGAUGCGGAAGUGGAGGCCACAGUGCCCUGGGGGGCAGACACAACAUCCAGCGGAGACUGGAGGCUGGAGGAGGCCGCUCGGAGCCUCCAGGACAGCGAGGACCCAGGGGUCAGUUCUUUGGCUGCUGAGAUAGUGAGGGAUAAGGUAGCUCUGGUUGGAAGGGCUGCUGGAGCUGGGGGAGGGCUCGAAAGAGAGGCUGGGGAAGCUGCGGACUCCAAAGGGAAGCAGGAGGCUGGGGGAGGCGUGGAGCUGGUAGAGGCUACAUGGGGAGAAAACCGAGGUGGGCCGGAGUUUGGCCUGGCGGGCUCCGCAGACGAGAAGGUGGCUGGCAGAGGGGGCCAAGCCGAGGCUCUGGAGGCCAGAGAGGGUGAGCCCGGGGGAGAGUGGGUGGAGGUCAGGGAGCCUGCGGCGGCAGAAGGAAGCUGUGAGAUGGGUGGCUUUAUCUCGGGCUCCCAGGUGGCGAAGGCAGAGGGCACCGUGGCCACAGUGGAGGCCGAGGGGCUCCCAGGAGGGCAGACGCUGUUGGAAGAGGAGGCUGUGGGAUGGCAAAUGAAGGAGCAGGGGCGGGGCAGGGAGGGGCAAUGUGGGGACCACCACCCCGAGGGAGAGGCAAGAAGGCCCCCUGAUGUGGAGGAUGUUGCGGUGACUGAAGACCGGAGAGCACAGGCCGAGGAGAUUGUUCCCGAAGGCCCGGAGGACGUCCAGGGCCCGGAGGACCAGUCAACACACCAGGAGCCUGCAGAGGCCGAGCAUGGGCUCCACGGGGAGACGGCAGCAAGUGCCGGCCAGGGUGCGGGCACCAGCUGGAGUGAGGCCCUGCUCCCUGGGUCUCUCCUGGACGUCUCUGUGCCCCGGAGCCGUGUGCUCCUGUCUCGCAACUCCUCACUGCGCCGCUCCCGGCCCUCUUCCCGACGGACCGGCGCCCCUGAGCAGCAGGAGGAGCCUCCCCGCCCCCCACCCGAGGAAGAGAUGUCAGCUCGCGAGCAGAGACUUCUCCAGCCAGAGGAGCCCCCAGAGCCCAGCCCCCCAAAGCCUGAGGGGACCCCACUGCCAGCCAGGAGAAGGCCGCUGGGACAUGGGUUUGGUCUUGCACACACUGGCAUGAUGCAGGAGCUGCAAGCCCGGCUGGGCCAGCCAAAGCCUCAGGGAGGGCCCUGAGCCCCCGGGAGCCCGGCUCCAAGUGAGGCUCAGAGGGAUCCUCCAAACCCUGCGCAGCCUAUCUCCCUCUGCCACUUUGGACAUACCCUUUCCACCCUCUGGGCCUCAGUUUCUUAGUGUGUCAUUCUCGGAACAGACGGAACCAGACGCCUGUGAGGACCAUGAACUUGAGGAGCAUGACUCGGCAAUGUGGCCGACAGACUCCC
Molecule: messenger RNA, 3569 nt
Organism: Neomonachus schauinslandi (Hawaiian monk seal)
Lineage: Eukaryota; Metazoa; Chordata; Mammalia; Carnivora; Phocidae
Gene: APOBR
Product: apolipoprotein B receptor
Exons: 5
Coding region: 46-3363 (1105 amino acids)
Biological process (GO): triglyceride metabolic process; lipid transport
Cellular component (GO): membrane
Molecular function (GO): very-low-density lipoprotein particle receptor activity
Source: RefSeq, a predicted model, not a curated record